AAGGAGAAGGUGAAUACAGCGUCUGGGGGACUUCUCUGUCUGUCUGCUGGCAACCUCAUCGACUAACAUCACCAACGCCCAUAAAGUGGCAAUAUACAGGAAAUGAACCGAGCUGCUAGAAGAAGAGCCGUCUUUUCGCGUUAAGUCUGACCGGCUCAAUUGUACCAGUGCGGUGGUCGUGAUUUUGGAGUGAAGCAUAUUGUAUAACGUUAUCAGUUAUAGUUCUCUCAUGCAUUACAUCAACUGUUUAAGUUAGCUGCUUUAUUACUGCGUAGCUAGCCCUCCCUGUUCUGGACUGAUACAACGUUUACUUCGAUUGUUUGAUUCCUGUCCACCCGAAAAAUGGCAACCCAAAUCGAUAAAGAGGCUUGCAGAGAGGCUUACAACCAAGUCAGAGACGAUAACACGGAUACCAAUUGGGCUGCGUUUAAAUAUGAGGGCUCUAGGAUCGUGCCUGCAGGACAAGGCUCUGACUAUGAAGACUUCAAGAGGAUGUGCACAGAUGACGCUCGUCUGUUCGGCUUUGUUCGGAUCACAACGGGAGACGCCAUGAGCAAACGAGCUAAGUUCACUCUCAUCACCUGGAUCGGUGAGAACAUCAGCGGGCUGCAGCGCGCCAAGAUCAGCACCGACAAGGCGAUGGUCAAAGAGAUUGUGCAGAACUUUGCCAAGGAGUUCAUGUUUAGUGACCCGAGGGAACUGGAUGAGGACAAUAUCCGCAUGGAGCUGAAGAAGGCGGGUGGAGCCAAUUAUGACGCUCAGGCCGAGUAGCGACGUGCCACGGUCCACUGGAAGGGUUGGGGUCGGGGAGGGGGGGUCGGGUCUGGUUUGGUGGGGUGGAAUAAGUGGGGUCGGGGAGUGUUAGGGCAGGGCUGCUAUCUCUUGGGGAGAGGGCGAGGCGGGAUGGAGAGGGCACUUGAUGAAAGGGAAAUGCAUGCACCGGACACACACACACAUACACACACACACACACACACACACACACACACACACACGUUUUACCUCCAAAGUGAGGUCCAGAAAGAGACCUCAUGGUGAACGAUUUGGUAAUUUUCAAGAACACAGAAAGCAGAGGUGCACCAGGAGCAAUCUGUAGAACCAGUGUUUCAAAUACUAACCAAACACUGUUUAUGCUUAUGGCUUAUUAGAAAACAGCUAGUUUAUUAAUGUACUCUGAACAACAGCUGCAGAAUAAGAACAGAUCUGAGUUACUGUAGAGUGUUUUGGCACAGAUCCUGACAAUACAGGUGCUGUAGGUGCACCUCUAAAAUGACAACAUCUGCAUAAGGGCGCUUAUGUACUCGAUUUUAACAAAGCUUAUGUGUGAGCAGCAUUGUUCACUUGCUUGCAGCGGUUUGUGCAUCUGGAAGAUUAAAAGAAGAUUAAAGUGCAUGAAUUGUAUCAGGUUUUGCACGCAUAAAUAUACUUAACGUGGUGACACUGAAGGACGCUAUCGUAUUGUUAGUAAGGAAUAAUUAGAUGAGAAGAUUGGUGCCACUUCAACGUCUUUACAGUUAAUUUAUAGUUGGAGCUACCACCCCUCACUAAGUAACAUUAUGUAUCCUGUCUGUUUAGUUUGUAGAAAAAGUGUAAAAACAGCACAGAAGCAGUUGCCAGGCAACUAAUAGAGACUCCAGGAAGUCACUGUUUUUGGCCCAGGAAUAGUCGGACAUGCAUAUUUUUACACUUUUUUUACCAAUGCAAAUGAGAUAUAUAUAUAAUAAGCUUUCAAAAUGUUGGUAUGUAUGUUCUUUUUUUUCUACCUCCACCUCUUUAUGCUAAGCUAAGCUAAGUAGCUUCAUAUUGAAUGGACAGACAUGAGAGCAGUAUUGAUCUUAUCUCGCUACCAUCAACAAAAAAGCAAACAAGCAAAUUUCCCAAAACGAGAUCACACUGAAAAACUGAUUUCUGAGGAUGCACGCGACCAACACUCUGAAGUAACAUGCUAGCUAGCAAUCACCCACACACUAACGCGUAGUCAAAAUCAAGUGUAUGAGCGCUCUUUAAAGAUCACUGAUGGCCUUCUCUACUCUCCUACCCUCUGCCCUCUCCCCGGUCAGCUCAUGGUUGGUUAUCUACUGUGCUGUGCAUCAUCAUCUCGUACUCAUCCUCAUCUCAGUUGAGCAGCAAUAUGAAGUUACAUCGAGGCUUCAGCACUGUUUGCUAGGAAUGAUUUCAUGUAAUGAGGAUGUGAAUAAACGAAGGGUUUCACUUCAAAAUCUCAUAUUGUGAUCAUGGAUCGUGUCGUAAGAACAUGUUCAUGGACACGGAUAGAUUUCUCAUUUUUUUUAAAUGAAGCUCUUUACUCGCAGGCAUGUGUUUGACACCAGAGCAUGCUCUUAGUCAUGAUACACUGUACCUCCAGGAGGAAAAGAUCUCCAUUUUCUAACGAUAUCCUUGGCGAUGGUUGCUUUGAGUCAUAGUGCUGAGUACACUUUUAGCCACCUCUUCAUCUGCAGCCAGACAGCUGUGUUUGGAUUACAGCCUCAAAGUCAACCAUUACGUCUUGCCCUGAGAUGGACUGUAAAUCAACCCCUGCCAUCAUACUUGCUCGCUUUGUGCUGUGAAUCGCUUUGAUCACAAGCCCAAAUGUGUCCUUUUUGUGUUUUCGGACCUUAUUUCAAUGUACUUUUUGCUUUCUCCUUCCAGUUUCUGUUAAUUGUUUCCAGAGCUGUGGCAGAGUACAUGGCAAAAAAUGAGAUUCUUGCUCUUCCAGGGGGCUUUCUACCUGUGGAUAUGCCCUAGAAAGAGAAACAACUAGUAUAUGGAUUCAUCAGCAGCACUAGCAGUCAAGUAAUGAAUGUUUCCCAAAGGAUUUUGAGAAUGGAGAUCUUUCCCUCUGGUGUCUCAUCUCACGAUCUACCCCUUAAAGAUAUCCAUGCAUACUGUAACCUACUGUGUUUGACUGCCUUAGUCUCCCAGGGAGAGAGGGGCAUCAUGGGAGCUUGUGGACACUACACUGUGAUUGGCUAUCCUCCUUACAUGGGGGCGGGACUUUGAUCGGCACAUGGCCCAUGACAACGUGGGCCUGGGCAUGUCAUCCCAACCCAGGAGGAGCCAUUUCUCGGUUGUAGCAUCUCUGUUUGUUUAUUUGGUUUCAACCCUCCCUUCCACCCUGCAAAAAUUAGGAUUUCUUUUUUUUUUUGUUGUACUUUUAUUUUGUUUUUGAGAUGAAUUUUAUUUUCUCUGAACCUUGACCUUUUGAUUGCUUUUUAAGAGCAUUGUUAUCUUGGAUAUUGGCAGAAGACAUUUUCAAAAAAAAGAAUGCAAAAAAAGAAAAAGAGAGAAAACUGAGUGGGCAAAAGAUCAGUCAUUUCAAAAUAAAAAUUGAUGUUUUUUUCCAAAA
Molecule: messenger RNA, 3346 nt
Organism: Dicentrarchus labrax (European seabass)
Lineage: Eukaryota; Metazoa; Chordata; Actinopteri; Moronidae
Gene: cotl1
Product: coactosin-like F-actin binding protein 1
Exons: 4
Coding region: 343-771 (142 amino acids)
Biological process (GO): regulation of actin filament polymerization
Cellular component (GO): site of polarized growth; cortical actin cytoskeleton; plasma membrane
Molecular function (GO): actin filament binding
Source: RefSeq, a predicted model, not a curated record